Messenger RNA from Leishmania major strain Friedlin, 2433 nucleotides. Its product is annotated as putative tubulin tyrosine ligase. The coding region runs from base 1 to 2433 and encodes 810 amino acids. Gene Ontology annotation, biological process: protein polyglutamylation; microtubule cytoskeleton organization. Gene Ontology annotation, molecular function: ATP binding; tubulin binding; tubulin-glutamic acid ligase activity. The transcript has a single exon. Gene Ontology annotation, cellular component: cilium. The record is from RefSeq and is a predicted model, not a curated record. Lineage: Eukaryota; Euglenozoa; Kinetoplastea; Trypanosomatida; Trypanosomatidae.
AUGGAGCCCGCCACAGGCUGCACGAGCGGCGGCAAGGACAAGGGCGUCAAGUCCUCGGCGCACAACAAAACACCUGCCGCGGCGCCACUUAACGCCUUGGUCAAUGCCGUUGCUGGCGCUGCUGCGGCGUCUGAGACGUCACCCCACACGACCGCCGCGGCGCUGCGCAAGAAGAAAUUGACUGUGAGGAAGGUGCCGGCGGCCGCACUGACACGAAAGACGAAGGAGAGGUCCAGGGAAAGGUCGUUAAGCACCCCCGCUCCCACGCCCCCGCUGCCACGCUCACCGCGCUCCGCCAAACGGAAGAACGGGAAGUCUGCUGAAAGACCCGUGGGCGGCGAGGCGCAGCUGCUGCCAUCGGCGGCGGCCCAGGCACCCAAACCGGAGGUCGAUGCGGAUUCGGUAGAGAAACCACCGCAGCAAGAACCGGAGAAGCGGACGAAUGUAGUGGGCACGGGUGAGAAUGAUCUGCAGCAGCAGCGUGCGCUGCCACCAGAGGACAGCGACGACGGCAGCUGUGAUGCGGACGGUUUCGACAACGGCGCCUCGGCGCGUGUGGUGGUGCCGGUGACGUCGCUGGCUGGAAAGCGACAUACAAAGCUGAUCAUCGUGCCAGGGCCCGCGAACGGCUCUGGUGCCGCGGCACCUGCUAGCAGCGGGCUUGGCAACGGCCACCGCACCCGCGCGGCGGCCAGCAUCUCCAUGGGCAGCAGCGGCGGCAGUCACCAUCACGGAGACUGCACCUUGCGCUACCGCACAGACCUCGACAAGCAGGUGAUUCACUUCAUGUUCGAGCGCUACCAGCAUGAGCAGACGCAUCCGACGACCUCUGCAGCAGCGUCGUCACCGCUGUCGACCACCAACGCCGGCGCCGCCGAAGGGACGAGCGCGCGGGUGGAUGAGGCACCUCACACGAGCAGGGGCACCGGCGCUGCUGCGGCCACCUCCGCCUCCCAGGUGCGCGCGCGACGCAUCAACGUUGAGGAGAUCUGCGUUACUGCUAAUAACGAGGGCGAGGACAAGAACAUUGGCCUCGGGGAUUGGCAUUUCUUCUGGAUGCACGUAAGGCGCGUCCGCCACACGGUCUGCUCCAGCUCCUUCAGGUGGCAGGAGCAGCAGAUCAUCAACCACUUCCCCGAUCAUGCGGAGCUGACCCGAAAAGACCUCAUGUACAAGAACAUCAGGCGCUACUUGCGAGAGCACCAAGCGGACAACUACGCCCGGCUGACACUGCACACCGCCACCGAUUGGGUCUCCGCUUCGGCCCACGCCGCCGAUGCCGAGGGCGCAGCAGGCCCGUCCGCGUUCGCGUUCGCUGGCGGUGAGCGCAGGCCGCCGCUCUCUGUCAAGUCGUUCUGCUUUGCCGACAGCGUUCCGCUGACGUACAACAUUCCAAACGACAUGAGCAUGUUCAAGGAGAAGUUCCAGCGGCGCCGCGGCACGCAGUGGAUUGUGAAGCCGACGUCGCGGUCACAGGGCAAGGGUAUCUUCAUCAUCGACGACGUCCGCUCCCUGCAGCGGUGGAUGUCUGAGAAAAAAGAGUCGGAAAACAUGGCCUCCUUCCUGGCCACUAGCCCCUCUAACCGAGCUAGCUGGGUCGCGCCGUCGGUCCUGCAGCAACAGCGCGCCGCAGUUCCGAGCAGCAUAGAGUCAGCACCGGGUGCAGCGAGCGGCGGCAACGGAUGCUCGCUGGCGAGCCCAACCUCCCCUCACUUCAACGCCACCAGUGCAGUGACGUCUCAAACCGCAGUCGGCGCCGGUGGCAGCGGCGGUGGGUCGCUUGGCUCGUACAUUAUCAGCCGCUACAUCUCCAACCCGCUGCUGAUCGGUGGCAAGAAGUUUGACCUGCGCCUGUACGUUCUUGUCACAUCCUACAAGCCUCUCGUGGCGUACCUGCACGAAGACGGCUUUGCCCGAUUCUGCGCGACGCGAUACGCUGGCAGCAGCCUAUCCCAGGAGGACCUCGGCUCCCACCUAACGAACGUCGCCUUGCAGAAGGGCGACGAGCAUUACAACACCUUGCACGGUGGCAAGUGGUCUUUCCAGAACCUGUUCCUGUACGUGCAGAAGAGCUACGGCCCGUACACGGCGGAGGGCAUGGUGAAGAACAUUCAGUUUCUCAUCUACCACUCGCUCAAGGCGGUGGAGCCGGUAAUGUUCAACGACAAGCACUCGUACGAGCUCUACGGCUACGACAUCCUCAUCGACGACCACAUCAACCCCCACUUGAUCGAAGUAAACGCGUCGCCGUCCAUGUCGACGACGACGUUGUCGGACCGGCUGCUCAAGGAACAGGUGCUGACAGAUACCAUGAAGAUAGUCUUUCCUCCUGGAUACCCGGCGAGCAAUAAGGGGAUGCCGUACUGGGAGUACCGUCUUCGCACCGACCUGACGACGCGGCAGAAGACGGGCUUCAAGCUGUUGCAGUUCUAG